Molecule: messenger RNA, 1542 nt
Organism: Sorex araneus (European shrew)
Lineage: Eukaryota; Metazoa; Chordata; Mammalia; Eulipotyphla; Soricidae
Gene: TSG101
Product: tumor susceptibility 101
Exons: 10
Coding region: 127-1296 (389 amino acids)
Biological process (GO): endosome to lysosome transport; protein modification process; protein transport
Cellular component (GO): ESCRT I complex
Molecular function (GO): ubiquitin binding
Source: RefSeq, a predicted model, not a curated record
UCCUGUUAUUAGGAGGGGGGUGGGGGGCCGGCCGCUCGCUGUGUGGAGCCGUCGCGCGACCUCGGGCAGCCCCGCAGCGGCGCCUGACGCUCGGCCUGCGGGGACGGGAGUGGCGAGGCGGCCGCCAUGGCGUCGGAGACCCAGCUGAAGAAGAUGGUGUCCAAGUAUAAAUACAGAGACCUAACUAUACGUGAAACUAUCAAUGUUAUUACUCUCUACAAAGAUCUCAAACCUGUAUCGGAUUCAUAUGUUUUUAAUGAUGGCAGUUCCAGAGAACUAAUGAACCUCACUGGAACAAUUCCUGUGCCUUACAGAGGUAAUACAUAUAAUAUUCCAAUAUGCCUGUGGCUGCUGGACACAUACCCAUAUAAUCCUCCUAUCUGUUUUGUUAAGCCUACUAGUACUAUGACCAUUAAAACAGGAAAGCAUGUUGAUGCAAAUGGGAAGAUAUAUCUUCCUUAUCUACAUGAAUGGAAACAUCCACAGUCAGACUUGUUGGGACUUAUUCAGGUCAUGAUUGUGGUGUUUGGAGAUGAACCUCCAGUCUUCUCUCGUCCAACAUCAGCAUCCUAUCCACCUUACCAAGCAACGGGGCCCCCAAAUACUUCCUACAUGCCAAACAUGCCAGGUGGAAUCUCUGCAUACCCCGCUGGAUAUCCUCCCAAUCCUAGUGGUUACCCAGGCUGCCCUUAUCCACCUGGUGGUCAAUAUCCUGCUACAACAAGUUCCCAGUACCCCUCCCAGCCUCCUGUGACUACUGUUGGCCCCAGCAGGGAUGGCACAAUCAGCGAGGACACUAUCAGGGCCUCUCUCAUCUCGGCAGUCAGUGACAAACUGAGAUGGCGGAUGAAGGAGGAAAUGGAUCGUGCUCAGGCAGAGCUCAACGCUUUAAAACGAACAGAAGAAGACCUGAAAAAAGGCCACCAGAAAUUGGAAGAGAUGGUUACUCGUUUAGAUCAAGAAGUAGCUGAGGUUGAUAAAAACAUAGAACUUUUGAGAAAGAAGGAUGAAGAACUAAGUUCUGCUCUGGAGAAAAUGGAAAAUCAAUCUGAAAAUAAUGAUAUUGAUGAAGUUAUCAUUCCCACAGCCCCACUAUACAAACAGAUCUUAAAUCUGUAUGCAGAAGAAAAUGCUAUUGAAGAUACUAUCUUCUACCUGGGAGAAGCCUUGAGGCGGGGAGUGAUAGACCUUGAUGUUUUCCUAAAGCAUGUGCGUCUUCUGUCACGUAAACAGUUCCAGCUGAGAGCACUCAUGCAAAAAGCAAGAAAGACUGCCGGUCUCAGUGAUCUCUACUGACUUCUCCGACAUCCCCUGAAACUGAGCUCCUGAAAAUUCUCUCCUCUUCCUUUCUCUUAUCAGUAGGUGCCCAGAAUAAGUUAUUGCGGUUUAUCAUUCAAGUGUAAAAUAUUUUGAAUCAAUAAUAUAUUUUCUGUUUUCUUUUAGUAAAGACUGGCUUUUAUUAAUGUACUUUCUAUCUUCUGUAAACUUUUUGUGCUGAAUGUUGGGACUGACUAUGCUAAAUAAAAUUUGUUGCAUAAUUUC